UUAUUAACAGCCUCGUUUCCGCCCGGACCAAUAACGUCAUCAGGAAGCGCGGCGGCGUUAAAAACAAACGUACACUUGUCGCAAGAAGCGAUGAGAGAAGUCACUUUAAACUGAGUGUAGAACCGAAACAGCGGAUUUUGAUUUUCUAUCAUAGCAAUAUUCACAGUAUGCCGAGCAACUGUCCUGAGUGUGGCUCGUCUAAUGUGGUGGAGGAUGAUCUGUACUCUCAGAGGCAGUGGGUCUGUGUGGACUGUGGGUCAGUGGUCUCUGAGGGACAUCUGACCACCACACUGAGCGAGGAGACCCAGGGCAUAGCUGUGCCCUAUCAUGCUUCCACUGAGGAGUCCAAGAAACCAUGUAGAAAUCUAAUUGCUGGUUACUCUCGGGUCCGUGCUCUGUGCCGUAUCCUCCGAUUAUCCACCGACAUGGAGUCGGCAGUAGUGAGUCUGUUUGGCCGUGCUUACAACCACCCGAACUUCAUCUACGUGACCUUAACCAAGAAAGAGAUCUUAGGCGGCUGUUGCGUGCUCUCAGUCUGUCGCCAGUGCAACUGGCCUGUUGCCAUGGGAACCGUUGGUUACCUGUUGGGAGUGGAAAAUGCUACAUUGGGUGCUGUUUAUCGGGAGUUUACAAAGGCUCUGAACAUUGAGAUCAGCACUGUUGGUAUCAUGGACAUGCUGGAAAGCUUUUGCUAUGAUUUCAAACUAGGUCCUCAACAGGUGGAAGAGGUGUUUGCUGAACCACCCCAACGACUGGUGGACAGGACGUCUGCUUUGAUUGAACUAGCCGCUGAUGCCUGGAUAGUGACAGGCCGCCAUCCGUUGCCCCUCCUUGUUGCAGCAGUGUAUUUAGCAUGGCAGUCACUAAAUCCUACGGUUCGCAUGAAAUACACCUUAAUUAAGUUCUGCAAGAUCGGACAAGCACCUGAACAGUCAUGGCGCAGAAGCAGAGAUUCAGUUGUGAAGCGGCUGAAAGAGUUACGGGAUGUGCUGUGUAAACUGGGCCGGGCGCUGCCGUGGUUGCGGGGCGGCACGGUGGAGCCCAACACUGUGGUCCAGCUAGUGGAUGACAUCCUGAAGAACCGCAGGGCGUUGCUCAUGAGGGCUGUAAGGAAUUAUGAACAUCAGCUACAAAAUGAGGCCCAACCUGCACAAAUGACAGAAUGUGACAACAAGCCGUCAGAGUCAAACUGCUCUGAUUCACCCUCCUCAAAGACGCCUGAGCUCAUAGAUCCCAUUCAGGUCGAAUGUGAGAGUCCUUCUGAUAAGGAAGCCACAGAUUGUCAACUACCACCAAACCACUGGAGUAAAAGCCACUUGUUUUUACCCCCCUGUGUAAAGAGUCGCAAACGGCAGAGGGUUGAUGCUCCGCAGCCGGAGGUGACCGGAGAUGAAGACAUAUCAGACAGUGAAAUCGAGUCAUACAUUCGCUCUCAAGAUGAAAUUGAAAUGUAUCUAAAGGUUCAGAAGAAGCUAAAGGAGACAUAAUUGUGUUGUAGUGUUUACGUAUAUUAAAUUGCUGCUGAUUUCCUGAUACUAUCACUUUUUUUUGCAUUGAUUUUUAUUUAUUUCAUGGAUUGCACUGAUUAGUUCUGUUCAUUGUUAAUAAAUGCAUUUCUGUUUGAA
Molecule: messenger RNA, 1625 nt
Organism: Labeo rohita (rohu)
Lineage: Eukaryota; Metazoa; Chordata; Actinopteri; Cypriniformes; Cyprinidae
Gene: brf2
Product: BRF2 RNA polymerase III transcription initiation factor subunit
Exons: 6
Coding region: 168-1487 (439 amino acids)
Biological process (GO): transcription preinitiation complex assembly; transcription initiation at RNA polymerase II promoter
Cellular component (GO): transcription preinitiation complex; nucleus
Molecular function (GO): RNA polymerase II general transcription initiation factor activity; TBP-class protein binding
Source: RefSeq, a predicted model, not a curated record